Messenger RNA from Penicillium manginii, 1701 nucleotides. RefSeq names its product C2H2-type zinc finger protein. Bases 1 to 1701 code for a protein of 566 amino acids. Lineage: Eukaryota; Fungi; Ascomycota; Eurotiomycetes; Eurotiales; Aspergillaceae. The record is from RefSeq and is a predicted model, not a curated record. The transcript has a single exon.
AUGUUCUCAUGCAUCUACGAAGAGCCUCGAAAAGCAGCUUUUGAAGCAAUCAAACAGUCCAAUAUUCUCACUCAUUGCCCGAACGGAAUACUCCUCGGUCAUUGGAAAUAUCCUCCCCACCUCAAGAACGUGGAACUUCUGAUGCUCACCUCCUCGCGAUCCUUGGGCUACCAGAUCAACAUCGAAACUGGGCCUACUUCCUCCUCGAGUGGCAGAACUCCCUUUCCAAUGCUCAACACCAACUCACUCCCUGGUCGCGACUCUAAAUCCCCGAUUCCAAUGAAUCUACGACCCAGGAGUUUAAGCAAGGUAGACCAUGGGCAACAAACGGUGAACUCUGCCCAGGCGUUGCAGCUGGUGCUGCGAAAGACCUAUACGACCCCUGAGCAUCCUCGUAUGGCAACCAUUGGGGCCAGGGUCAUGAUAUCUGGCAAAAGCUUCUACUUUGUGCCAGCACAUAUAACCUAUCCAGAAGAAUACAUUCGAACCGCAUCCAAUUCAGCGACUGAUUCGCAGUCUGAUGAUGACGAAUACUUUUUUGAAGGUUUUGAUGGGGCGAACGAAGGCCCACCAGAUACUCAUGAGGCAGAUUUUAUGAGCCGGUACAGCUUGACUCCUGGCACAAGCAGCCAAGAGGCAGAGUGGGGUAUGAGUCAAGCCGACGCAGCAUCAGAAUCCCAAUCUGAUCGUCUCACACCCCGGUCAAAAGACAAUAGAGAAAUGGAUGUUAGCCAUCGCCAGCCAAUUCAGAACGUCUCCACCCUCGGUACUCGCGAGUCACCUUCACUGGUUCAUUCUUUUCGAUUGCGGGUGGGAAUGUCCUAUCUUAAAUCAGAAACAUUGGAUUACUCAUUGAUAGAGAUUGAAAAUAUCGACGAGUCUUUGUUAAAACUCCCUGUUUUCUCUCUUCAAAACAUCGCUCGUCUGAAUUCUAACUCAGUCGAUGUCGUCUCAGCAACGGGCUCAGGGAAUAUUCUUACUGGUGUUUUGUCCAAUCGGCGCUCUUUUAUUCGACUUCCGAGCGCUAAAAAGUACAGCGAUGCUCUUCAGGUUCAAUUUAAAGGCUCCCUUCAGCAAAGCGACUCGGGCUCGCUGGUUCAAGACGCAACAACAGGAAUGAUAUAUGGUCACAUCGCUGCAGGGGACACAGAAUCCCAAACUGCAAUUAUCAUUCCAGCUUUCGAUGUUUUCGGCGACAUGGUGGAAAAGUCCAAGCAGGGUCUCAUUUCACCGCUGCCGGAAUCAUAUGACGUAUCAGAGUUCUCGAUAUUGCGCUCAUCAUCCUUUAUUCCGAAAGAAAAUCGAAGUUUUGGUCCUGAAUCGAUGGCUAUUGACAGUGAUCCGAGCAUUGCAACCUAUAUUCCUCCUCUUACCGACCCGAAGGUCUCAUCGAGCCCAACAUUCCAACAUGGGUACUCGCAACAUGAAAUUGGAUCAUUUCCCAGUCUGAAUUCGGGCUUUCAGAAUCUGAAGACCCCACCAUCCAGUGUAGAUCCAAGUAUUCAAUCCACCGAAAGCCAGAGUAUCACAUGUGGGUGGGCGGGCUGUGCAUACACGGGGAGUUUCGCUUCGAAAUCUACCUUAUGGCGACAUAUCCAAACAAAGCAUGUUUCGCCGUCCGAGCACAAGUGCAGAACCUGCGGCAGAGCUUUUGGUCGUAAGGACAAACUGCUCGACCAUUUAAGGACGAUGCACUCCUAG